This is a messenger RNA of Spodoptera littoralis (African cotton leafworm), 321 nucleotides long. Lineage: Eukaryota; Metazoa; Arthropoda; Insecta; Lepidoptera; Noctuidae. The record is from the annotation of a GenBank genome assembly.
AGAUUUUUUUUUAUGGCAUAAUCCGGUAAACGAGCAGACGGAUCACCUGAUGGUAAGCAAUCGACGCUGCCCAUGGACACUCGAAACACCAAGGCGUUACAAGUGCGUUAGCGGCCUUUUGGGAAUUGGGCAUUUGAGGAUUGUUGGGGAUUCAGGGAUUGGUGAGAUUGGGGAAGGGGAGGGUAAUUGGGCCUCCGGUAACCUCACUCACACGACGAAACACAACGCAAGCGUUGCUUCACGUCGGUUUUCUGUGAGGCCGUGGUAUCACUCCGGUCGAGUCAGCCACUUUUCACUAUUUAUGUUAUGAGUCCCAUGUAA